Messenger RNA from Gigantopelta aegis, 2999 nucleotides. RefSeq names its product guanylate cyclase soluble subunit beta-1-like. Gene Ontology annotation, biological process: response to oxygen levels; cGMP biosynthetic process. Lineage: Eukaryota; Metazoa; Mollusca; Gastropoda; Neomphalida; Peltospiridae. Gene Ontology annotation, molecular function: guanylate cyclase activity; heme binding. Gene Ontology annotation, cellular component: guanylate cyclase complex, soluble. The coding region runs from base 434 to 2287 and encodes 617 amino acids. The record is from RefSeq and is a predicted model, not a curated record. The transcript has 8 exons.
CUGCUACAGCAAGACAAGAAACCUGGACCAGCACUUCAUUAAUAACCUGUCAGAACAACUAAACAAGAAGCUAAUCGCAAUUGUGCAUGUGCUCGUUGGCAAAUGAUGCCAUGAUGCGGCUGGUACGUUGAAAGGAAACCUGAAAUAGCUGGAAUAUAAACAAAUGAGGGUACCUGGUUCUCGAGUGUUUACAAAUAAUCCCGCGGAGAGAAUAAGACUGAAAGGUGGGCUAUAUAUUACCCUAACACCGCCCUCAAAUCUCGACAGGUCUGGUCACAUCACUGCGCCCUUGAGUUCCAAGUGCUACACAGGACAGUGAACGAAUAUACAAUAGUAGAUAGUUUCAAAAGCAAACAUUGUGAGUGAACGGAAUUUCGGCGAUAUGGUGGGAAAAGAAAACACCGUGUUAAUCGUACUACAUUAGACUUUCAAGAUGUAUGGGUUCGUCAACUACGCCUUGGAGUUGCUCGUCCUCAGAAACUUUGGACAGGAAACAUGGGAAGAAAUAAAGAAGGAAGCUGGGUUAGUGAUGGAUGGCCACUUCCUCGUCAGACAUGUCUACGAAGAUUCCGUGUCCUACGACUUGGUGAGCGCCGCCAACAAAGUCCUCAAAAUCCCGGCCGCCGACAUACUGGAGAUGUUCGGGAUGAUGUUUUUCGACUACUGCGAGGAGUCUGGAUACGACAAAAUCCUCAAGGUUCUCGGGUCGACGACGAGAGAUUUCCUACAGAACCUGGACGCUCUUCACGACCAUCUGGCCACCAUCUACCCGGGUAUGCGCGCACCCUCCUUCCGGUGUUCCGAACGGGAAAGCGAUGGCGCCACUAUCCUUCACUAUUACUCGGAGAGACCAGGGCUUGAGCACAUCGUUAUUGGCAUUGUGAAGGCAGUGGCGAAAAAACUGCACAAUUCUGAGGUGAACGUCGAGAAGAUACUGGGUAAAGAAGACGGCAUCGAUCACAUUCAGUUCGCCAUCAUUGAAAAAAAUCCACCCAGCAAGAAAGCUAAAAACGCGAACAUAGAAAAAUACGAAAAACAUAUUUUAUCACAGGAACCAAAAAUGAGCCCAGCUAGCUUUUGCAGGGCGUUUCCUUUCCACUUAAUGUUUAGCCCCGACCUGACCAUCAUCCAGGCCGGGUCGUCCAUUGUUCGAGUGAUUCCAGAGACGGGGAUGAAAACCUACAAAAUCACCCAACUCUUUGACAUGAUCCGACCUCACAUGGAGUUCAACUUCCAGAGCAUCCUCUCGCACAUCAACACAGUCUACGUCCUCCGUACCUUACACGACAAGCUGUCCACGGAGCACGAAGACUCGCGCAUGCGUCUUAAAGGCGAGAUGGUGCACAUCGCCGAGUCGAACGCCAUCUUGUUUCUGUGUUCGCCGAGCGUGAUGAACCUGGACGACCUGAACCGGCGCUCGCUGUACCUGAGCGACAUCCCGCUGCACGACGCCACGCGAGAUCUCGUGCUGCUGUCCGAGCACUGGGAGGUGGAGUACAAGCUGACGCAGAAGCUCGAGUUCCUCACGGACAAGCUGCAGCAGAAGUAUCGAGAGCUGGAGGAGGAGAAGAAGAAGACCGACAGGUUGAUGUAUUCCGUUCUACCUCCCUCCGUGGCCGACGACCUCCGCCACCAUCUCCCUGUCCCCGCCCAGAAACACAACAUGGUGACGCUGCUGUUCAGCGGGAUCGUAGGCUUCACUCAGUUCUGCGCCAAACACUCGGACGCGAUCGGCGCCAUGAAGAUCGUCGAGCUCCUCAACACCGUGUACACCCGCAUGGACGUCCUGCUCGACCCCAAGACUAACCCAGACAUAUUUAAGGUGGAGACGGUGGGAGACAAGUAUAUGGCGGUGAGCGGGCUGCCCAAACCGUGCGUCCACCACGCGCGCUGCAUCGCCCACCUCGCGCUCGACAUGAUGGACAAGAUGCACGACCUCUUCGAUCCCGACAACCAGAAAAUAACCAUAACAAUCGGCGUCCACUCGGGGAAGGUGGUGACCGGCGUCAUAGGUAUGAAGAUGCCGCGCUACUGUCUGUUCGGCAACACCGUCAACCUCACCAGCAGGACGGAGACCACGGGGAUGAAGGGUCAAAUCAACGUCUCCGAGUUCGCCUACAGAUGCCUGCUGACGCCAGAGUGCAGCGACCCGUCGUUUGAGUUCACUGAGCGGGGCGGCGUCACGAUGAAGGGGAAGGCCGAACCCAUGAUGUGCUACCUACUGACGCGCCGCCGCGGGGAACCGGCUUCCUCCUGUAACGGAAGUGACGUUGAUGGCAGUCGGUGACCACAUCCGUGGCAAAAAGGAAGAAUGACGGACAGCGGCGUGUUAAGGAGGGCAAGAGCAUGAUAAUAAUUUAACUGCUUGCCAUCGUCACCAAUCAUAUCACAUGAAUUUAACGCUAGGCUCAAUAGAAAAAUAAUACCCCCCCCCCCCCCCCCCCCCCCACCCCCUUCCGUCAUAAGUGAGCGGAAAGACUACAAGCUUUGUGCUUCCUGUACACGCCUCUGACGAGACUAUAUUCGUCUUUACAGGGACGUGGAAUCUGCAUUUAAUGUUUUAACAGAGCCAUCAUGUUACUGCUAAGCUUAACUAUUUGUAGCGUGGUAAAUAUACAUGUCUAGAACGUAUUUCUGAGGGUAUCCAGUAUUACGUGUCGCUAACAUUACCGUGCAUUAAGAACCUACUUUGUAGACGAAUGUAUAAAUCGUAAAUUAAAUAAAGUCUACAGAAUAAAGUUAUCAAAGGUCAGUAAUUUUCGUACGCAGCAAAAACACUUGUACGGUUUGAAAAAAACCCUCCGUGUAACAUGGAACGUCCUGGUUUGUCUUUUCGGAACAUUUUACAUAGCUUUACAUUUUGACUAAAGCUAGUUUUAGAAGUAACGUAUUUACAUUACUUUACUGUCUACCGUAGCGAUGCUUAGACAUUAAUUGUCAGAAAACCACUUGUUUUAAAACCAUUGUGUUAUAUUAUUUAAUAAACAGUUUUAAGUGUA